UUUUGCGCUACUAUUAGCACCAGGUACUCUCCCCGAGACUUGCAUCCCCGUUGUUACCUUCCUGGGUAAUAUCCCCCCCCCUUUUUUUUCCCCUGCGUCCUAAAUAGCCCGCCAUGGCCGACCCAGGAAACGUCAUCGGCCGGACAGCCUCUGCGCGCACCAAGGGGCGGUCACUGGAGGAAAAGCGCUCCAGGCCGUUGGACGAUGUUGAAAGCCCUCAUGAGGUCGGGUCCAUAACGACAGACGGCAAAGGCGACCGCACUCAACGGAAGCUCAAGUCUCGACACAUCCAGCUGAUAGGUAUUGGCGGCACCAUUGGCACUGCCCUUUACGUCCAGAUCGGCCGUGGCUUGAUCGCAGGAGGUCCGGCGAGCUUGUUCAUAGCCUUCAGUAUAUGGUGUGUCUUCAUACUGGCCGUCACACUAUGCAUGGCUGAGAUGGUCACCUACCUCCCCAUCUCUUCGCCCUUUAUUCGAUUCGCAGGAAACUAUGUCGACCAGGCCUUUGGCUUCGCAGCCGGUUGGAAUUUUUUCGUGUUUGAGGCUGCUCUUGUGCCUUUCGAAAUCACAGCCUGCAAUUUGAUAAUACACUUUUGGUCUGACGCAGUCCCAGCUGGUGGUAUCAUUGCCAUAAUAAUCAUCCUAUACGGGCUAAUCAAUGUGAUGGCGGUUCAGUGGUAUGGCGAAACCGAGUUCUGGGCCGCUCUGGGCAAGGUCAUCCUCACCGUUGCCUUGCUGCUGUUCACCUUUAUAGUAAUGCUUGGUGGCAAUCCCCUCGGCGAUCGCUUUGGGUUCAGGCAUUGGCAGGAUCCUGGCGCAUUUGCCGAGCUGCAUUAUUCAGGUGAUCUGGGCCGUUUCUUGGGCUUCCUGCAGUGCCUCAUUCAGGCAUCCUUCACUAUCGCAGGCCCCGAUUACGUCGCCAUGGCUGCAGGCGAAGCCGAGAAUCCUCGCAAUGUCAUGCCCAGAGCUUUCAACGCCGUCUUUUAUCGCUUGACGGCCUUCUUCAUUCUCGGCGCCCUGGCCGUUGGUAUCCUUGUGCCAUCCAACGAUCAAGAUCUCGUCAACGCCUUCAACAGCGGCGCCCCAGGUGCAGCCGCCAGUCCUUAUGUCGUUGCCAUGAACCGACUACAGAUCGGUGUGCUGCCACACAUUGUCAACGCCAUGGUCCUGACAGCCGCCUUCUCCGCAGGCAACAGUUAUGUCUACUGUGCCUCGCGCUCACUCUACGGUCUCGCACUCGAGGGCAAGGCACCAAGGUUCCUCACCAAAUGCACCAGAAACGGCGUGCCGCUGUACUCGGUUCUUGUCGUCUUGGCAAUCUCGCUCCUUUCCUUUCUGCAGGUUUCAAACAACGCCGCAGUCGUCCUGUCGUGGUUCGUCUCUCUCGUGACUGCUUCCCAGCUUCUCAACUUUGCCGCCAUCUGCUUCACCUACACACGGUUCCACAAGGCCCUCGCCGCACAGGGCAUCGACCGCCGUACUCUGCCGUACAGAGGAUGGUUUCAGCCGAUCCCCGCGUGGAUGGGGGUGAUUGCGUGCACGACCAUGGCGUUCGUGGGCGGGUAUACCGUCUUCCUGCCCGGCAAGUGGAAGACGCCCGACUUUUUGUUCUCGUACACGAUGAUCAUCGUCACACCGGCCUUGUUUGUGGGUUGGAAGUUCUUCAACAAGACCAAAUUUCUCAAGCCCGAGGAAGUUGAUUUGAGGAAACAUAUCGACGAGAUUGAGGAGUACGAGAGAAACUAUAUCCCUCAGCCUUCCAAGGGGCUAUACAACAAGGUUCUCGACUCUUUAUUUGGCUGA
This is a messenger RNA of Pyricularia oryzae 70-15, 1802 nucleotides long. Its product is annotated as general amino acid permease. The coding region runs from base 114 to 1802 and encodes 562 amino acids. NCBI's taxonomy places the organism in Eukaryota, Fungi, Ascomycota, Sordariomycetes, Magnaporthales, Pyriculariaceae. The transcript has 10 exons. Gene Ontology annotation, molecular function: amino acid transmembrane transporter activity. The record is from RefSeq and is a predicted model, not a curated record. Gene Ontology annotation, cellular component: membrane. Gene Ontology annotation, biological process: amino acid transmembrane transport.